Cucurbita moschata (crookneck pumpkin) is the source of this 3224-nucleotide messenger RNA. RefSeq names its product histone-lysine N-methyltransferase, H3 lysine-9 specific SUVH1-like. NCBI's taxonomy places the organism in Eukaryota, Viridiplantae, Streptophyta, Magnoliopsida, Cucurbitales, Cucurbitaceae. Gene Ontology annotation, molecular function: histone methyltransferase activity; protein binding; zinc ion binding. Gene Ontology annotation, cellular component: nucleus. The transcript has 4 exons. The record is from RefSeq and is a predicted model, not a curated record. Bases 640 to 2787 code for a protein of 715 amino acids.
AAAAAAAAAAAAAAAAAAAAAAAAGAAAAGAACUCCGUCCAGGACAAAAAGAGGGACUCUCCGCAUGUUCAAACGGAGGGUUUUUGGAGAUUUGCAGCACGUAAAAACCUCCGCGAAUUAGGAAAAAUACGAGGAAAUCCCAGCUGUAAAGGGGUUUCAAAAUGAUUCUGACCGUUUGGAGCUGAAGAAUAAUUACAAAAGUUUUGUGGGCUAAGAGCUUGGCUAUGCUACAGAAGAAGUUAUCUAAAGGUUUUGGCCUUGUUUUUCAAGUUAAAACCUGCCGAGAACAGUUUGGAACUUCUCCUUAGCUGAUUGAUCAGAGUCAAGUCAACCCAAAAAUACUGAUUUUCACUUGAAUGUUGCGGGAACCUUUUUCUCCUCUUGUAUUCGAUAUAGAUUGAUUUGAGAUCGUUUAUUCAAACUCAGCUUCUUCUAUAUUAAUUCUCUCGCAUUGAUUUCAAGCUAUUUAGUUAUGCUCAUCGACUACAGGGAGGAUAUUUUGGGAGAAUGAUAUCCAGAAAGCUUUUGAUUGGGAAUUAUUCCUUUUAGUUUGUAUUUUUGGAACUACUGUACAGAGAGUUUUACUGUGGAAGCUUCUGUUUGUAAGAGAUUUUAUUUCUGUAGCUUGAGAGAGUUUCAAUGGAACAACCUCUAGGUCAGGAUUCGAUUCCCGGUGCUGGGUCAUUAGACAAAUCUAAGGUAUUGAAUGUAAGACCAUUGCGACAACUAGUUCCGGUAUUCCCAUCAGCGUCAAAUGUGUCAUCUUUUUCAACUCCUCAAGGUGCUGCCCCAUUUGUAUGUGCUGGGCCUUCUGGUCCUUUUCCACCGGGGGUUGCUCCAUUCUAUCCCUUCUUCUUUUCACCAAAUGAACAAAGUCAACAAACACCGGGUGGAACAACAAAUACUAAUGCAUCUUUUGGCCUUAAUAGUCCUAUAUCAACUGCCGUUCCUAUAUCUUCAUUCAGGACACCAACUGAGGGUACUUCAGCACAAAAUACUGGCUCCUCUAGAAAAAAUUCCAGACGUCGUGCCCAGUUACAAGAUGGAUAUAGUGAUGGUCAAAAUGAUAAUUCUCAAUAUUAUGGCAUAGGCGCUAAUGAUGGAGAAGAUUCCAGUAAAGCAGGGAGGAAGAAUAAGUCGAAGAAGAAGACAAGGAAUGGUCAGGACAUUAAUUUUAUGUCAGAUGUUGAUAUUGAUGCAAUGCUUAAUGAUAUGGUUUCAACAUACAACCUUUCGGUGUUAGAUUCAAAUAGACAAGCUCAUGGUAGCUUUGAAGCAGUUUCAUGUGUACUCAUGGUAUUUGAUCUGCUAAGGAGGAAGAUUUCACAAGUUGAAGAGUCAAAGGAAUCAACUCCUGGAAAUAUAAGGCGUCCAGAUCUUAAAGCAGGUGCAUUUCUGAUGACCAAAGGGGUUCGAACAAAUAGCAAUAAAAGAGUUGGAGCUGUUCCUGGUGUGGAAAUUGGUGAUAUCUUCUUUUUCAGGAUGGAAUUGUGCCUGGUUGGGUUGCAUGCUCCAUCCAUGGCUGGGAUUGAUUACAUGGGUUUAAAGAUCAGUCAAGAUGAAGAACCAGUUGCAGUAAGCAUUGUCUCAUCUGGUGGGUAUGAGGAUGAUACAAAUGAUGCAGAUGUGUUAAUCUACAGUGGCCAGGGUGGAGUGAACAGAAAGGAUAAGGAAUCAACAGAUCAAAAGCUUGAAAGGGGUAAUCUUGCACUAGAGAAGAGCUUGCAUCGUGGAAAUGAGGUUAGAGUAGUUCGAGGGGUAAGAGAUUUUAGUAACCCUACAGGGAAGAUCUAUGUUUAUGAUGGUCUUUAUAAAAUCCAAGAGUCUUGGGUAGAGAAAGGGAAAUCUGGCUGCAAUGUAUUUAAAUACAAACUGGUGCGAUUACCUGGACAGCGAGAAGCAUUCUUGACUUGGAAAUUAGUCCAACAAUGGAAGAAUGGGAAUGCAUCCCGAAUUGGGGUUAUAAUACCAGAUCUGGCUUCUGGCGCAGAAAGUCUUCCUGUUUCACUUGUGAAUGAUGUUGACGAUGAGAAGGGCCCUGCAUAUUUUACGUAUUAUGCUGGUCUCAAAUAUUUAAAACCUGUAUGCUCUACAGAGCCUUCAGCUGGCUGUAACUGUAUUGGUGGAUGCCUUCCAGGCAAUCUCAAUUGCCCUUGCAUGCAGAAAAAUGGUGGAUAUCUCCCCUAUAGUUCUAAUGGGGUUCUUGCGAGUCAGCAAUCUAUGAUAUAUGAAUGUGGCGCCUCAUGUCAAUGCCCUCCCAAUUGCAGGAAUCGUGUGUCCCAAGGAGGUCUCAAAUUUCGUCUGGAGGUAUUCAGAACUAAAGGUAAAGGCUGGGGGCUUAGGUCUUGGGAUCCCAUUCGGGCUGGAGCAUAUAUUUGCCAAUAUGCUGGGGAAGUGAUCGAUAGUUCGAAGGAAAAGGACUCAGUUGGGGACAAUGAAGACAGUUACGUCUUUGAUGCUAAACGAUCCUGUCCAAACCUUGAAGUUUUGCCUGGUGAUUCUGAUGGGCCUCCAAGACUUCCGUUUCCUCUAGUUAUUAGUGCAAAAAAUGUUGGCAAUGUUGCUCGUUUUAUGAACCAUAGUUGCUCUCCAAAUGUGUACUGGAAGCCAAUUUUACGGGAAAAUAAGAGUGAGCAUGAUGUCCAUAUUGCUUUUCAUGCAAUCAGGCAUGUACCUCCCAUGAUGGAGUUGACGUAUGAUUAUGGAAUUGUUCCACCUGAAAGUGCUAAUGGAAGGAAGAUCGAUUGCCUAUGUGAGUCCUUAAAAUGCCGAGGCUAUUUUUGUUAGUGCUUUGUCGAAAGAUGUAUUUGAGCAGGGAGGAAUCGCUUGGCUUGUGCUUCUUGAAAUGAGAUGAAAUCAAGAAAUAACAGACACUUCAGAAUAUGCAACCUCGAGGCACUUGGUUUGUAGUCCCGUCGUUGCAGCAGUAUCGACCAAGCUCUCUCGUGGAUGCCCGAAAUUUCCCCCUCUUGUUGUAAGGUGUAACAUACAUAUUAAGAAGGAUGUAGCUGCUCAUUUGUUUUUGCCUUGAGAAGGUAAGAUAUUGUAGUUGUGUUUAUGAUGUAGCUGCCAUCUUGUCCAUGUGAAUUAGAUAGAUUAUUAUGCCUAUUAGCACUUGCGAUGGAUACUCUUCUUGAAUGUGGAAAGAAAAUGACAGGUUUCUGUUCAUUGUUCAUUGUCCUGUUGUAGAUUAUAUCGAAUACCCACUUGAUUAUCUUCUCCAA